UAAAAAUUAUUAUUUAUAAAAUGCACAAGAGAUGACAAAUAAUCCAUGGAAAACCACUCCAUUUUAAUGCUUAAUGGACCAAAGGCUACUUUUAGUUAUGCCAGUGUAAGCCAGUUGGCUGAGCUGGAGCUCUCGCAGUGUAACAGAACAGAAUCUGUCUGUAAAUUUACCUCUGUAACAAAUCAGCCAGAUGGCUCACAAAAGUGAUCUUUACAACAGCAAAUUCAGUUGUGCCGGCUUCUUUUGCUUGUAUUGUACACUAGGUACAUAAUAUUUCUUAUUUAGAGAGCGAUUUCAUGCACAGACCCCACUUAAGAAGCCUGUAUUACUUUACAUCGAAACCAUAAGCGAGAGAAUUUGCCUGAGAUGACAGUGUGUCAUCUCAGUGUGUCCAAAGCAGUUACAUCCAAAGAUUUGACUUCGCCAUGGUAUCGGAUGUGCUCGUAGCAUAAGAGGACGAAUUUUAAAUAUCUGUGAGAAACCAGUGCGGUUUAUGCUGGUUGCUCUGCAGUACUUGCGUUUGCGAACUCUGUCCGUACACGUCGAGCCACCUGCAGAUGCACCUUAAGCCCUACUGGAGACCGCCUUUCCCUGUGGGAAGGCAGUGAUUUACGCUCGUAGAUGUCCGCAAGAACAGGAGAGCGAGCACUUGAUUUCAUAUUGCUGAAGUAGCCCACUUUUAGAUCAGAACUAGCACUUCUUGACGAGCGGUGUGUGCACCCCGUGCCCGUGGUCUCAGCGCAACACGGCGUUUUCACUCAGGAGAGCACCUCCCGCACGGAGGAUUUAACCCGACGUAUCCGACGUACUUCCCGCUGGGAAACGCGGGCUCCCGGCGGACGCGCUUUCCAUCCCUGCGGCCGUCGCGCCCGGGACGGCCAUGGGUGAGACCGAGCUGGCCGGCCCCGGCCCCGGCCCCGUCCCCGCCGGGAGCGCCCUACCUGCGGCGGGGCGGUGCAGGAAGGGGGCGGUGCGGCGGGGCGGCGGUUCCGGGCACGUCGCGCCGCUCGCCCCGGCACCGCCGCGCCCCAUGGCCGCUCCGCGGGACGCGCUGCCCCCAGCAGAUCAUGCAGCAAAAGAGCCAGUGGAGGAUACGGAUCCAAGCACUCUUUCUCUAACAAUGACUGAAAAAUAUCCUGUCCAAGAUACAGGAGUACCUAAAGAUGGGGAAUACCUAACAGAUCAAGUUACCUUGGAAAUUGCAUCUGUGAACAUCAAGACCCUUACGUCGGAUUCUGGCCUAAUUCAGCAGCCAGAAGACAAAGACACAGAAAACCAUACUGACGAAUCAGAUCUCAAGAAGACCUGCAAGGAAAAUGUCACCUGCUCCUUGUGCUUAUUCCGUGCACCGACCAUCAGUGACAUGCUCAAUGAUGAGGACUUGUUGUACACAGUGAGGCUAAAGCUGGAUCCCUGCCAUCCAACAGUGAAAAACUGGAGAAAUUUAGCAAGCAAGUGGGGGAUGACUUACGAUGAAUUGUGUUUCCUUGAACAAAAGCCGCAAAGUCCCACCUUGGAAUUCUUGCUACGGAAUAGUGACCGGACUGUGGAGCAGCUGAUUGAUCUCUGUAAAUUUUAUAAGAGAAUUGAUGUUGUGAAAGUGCUGCUGAAAUGGGUGGAGGAGGAAUGGCCCAAGAGAGGGAACAGAACUUACCAGAAUGAUUUCUAGGUCAAACAAAGUUGUUAGUCUGUACGUGUUAAAUGCUAGCUAGCACUGAUACAUUGGAAGUUUCCCUUGCAAGAGAGAGAAAGUCUGUACUGAGGGUUUGUAUACUGUGUAAGCUUUAUCUACUGUAUACACAAAUGUAACCUUUAUGCCCUCAGGGUUGCAAACAUAACCUUCCAAAAGGGGAUGAAAUAAUCCAGGUUGUGUUCUUGAGUCUGCAAAUACCUUCAGUUUCUUUGCUGCUGUUCACAGCUUUCCUGAAAUGAAAUGAAAUGAAAAGGCCAGACCACUUGUUUUACUGCAGCAGUUGUGAACGAUAUCAGUUGUGUGCUGUUGCUAUUGGGAAAGCCACAGUUAGAAGGCAAGUCUCUUGGCCUUACUGGUGGCCCCUCCACAGUUUUUUAUGUUCUACCUGGUACAAGGUGAGGUGGAAUCUUUUUCUUCCUUUUUAGUUGUUUUAAGCUUUGUGACACUUUCUGACAAGGAACACCUCAGUGUUCCAGGCAGCAAUUUGGAUCUGAAUGUUACAAUCAACUGAAUAUUCAACAUCACAUUUGAGCAAAUUAAGUCUCUUUUAUGAACAAGAGUAGACAUUAAACAAUAACAGAUGUUAAACAAAAUAACUACUCACCUGCUACUACAUCAUAGGCCAUAUAUUUACUCUAAGAAGAAAUCAUGCAAUUCAGAGAGACUUUUCAACCCAUAACCUUUAGGGGCCAAAAGAACCAGUAAAAAGGCUCUGUGCUUAAAAUUACUUUCCAAGGGUUUAAAGACCGUGUACACUCUGAAUGCAUGUAUCCAAUCCCUCUCACUUUGCAGUGUGAGAUGAUGGCACCACAGGGUAUUGUUAGUAUUGACUGUAACUUCCCUUUUCACAGGCUGUGGUUUUCUUUACAGUCCUGUGGGUUGGCCUUACUUUCUGUCCCACAGCAAGGCAGUUGCAGUCUUGUGUGAAACUAGCACUAUAUGUUGAUUAAAGCCACUCUAAUGGAAAAUGAACAGCUGAAUUCACCUACAGCCCAGGUGGAUGGUUAUUAAAGCACUUACAGUGGUUUAGACUGAUUUUUUUUUAAGGAUUUUGAUACUCUGAAUUACACUGUUUACAUUUUAAAUGUUUCAGAACUGGCCUUUUUCCUACCACUCUUCUGCCAUCACAGACAAUGUAGUAUGUACAUAGGUGUAUAUACCAAAGCACUGGUCAAGAUGUGGGGCAAAACUAGAAUGGGGUGCAGGUUGAUACACUGUUUACUUCUCUUGAGUAGAAAUAAUAAGAAUUAGUAGCAAAGCUGAGGGAAGUCUAAUGCUGUAUGCUGAGUUUUUUACUGUAAGAGAUUGAAAAGGGACCUCUAGUAAUACUUAACUAUAGAUACUGAGUGAUAUGGUUACAGAGGAGCUAGAAGUAAAGACUAACAUUUUCAAUGUCAGGCACUUAAAGUUAACUUUAUUUUAGUGACUUCAAUAAGCUGAAAGUCUUGUUUCAGGGUAAAGAAAUUGACCUAAAUUUCAGGUUUGAAUUUUUAAUUUUUUUUAGAAAAAAAUAGAAUUUAUAAUGAUUUUUUUCAACAAUUCCUCAAAAAAGCUGCUACUCUUUAGAACUCUAGUUUUCUAGCUGUAUUUUAAGGAGGAAAUUUUACUGCUCUGUCUUGUUGGGGCUGCAGUUCAAGUGUUUAAUGGUUCUCUUCUAAGAGUAGGGGGUUUCCCAACAGAUGUCUCUCAGCUUGUAACUUUUGCAGAUAAUCUUCUGCGCUGAGUUAGAUGCUGUAGAUCCAGCUUUGGGGACUAUUGCUGUGCUGGGCUGCUUUCAGUUCCUACAGAGGCAUCCACUGCUGAUGUGCAAAUAGCUCAUAUCUCAGCUUGUCCAACCUAAUUCCCAUACCUUGGGCUGACUGCAUGCACGAUUUAGGAUCAUAUGCCUGUAUGCACACAGCUUUUCCCUCCCAUAACAUACCCCAGGUAUAUCUGUGUGGUGUUAAAAUAUGCUGUGCUUUGGUAGAUCCAGACCAGCUGGAAUCCUCACCUAAGAAUCAGAAUGGGAAGAUGAAAUGAUGCAGUAGCAUUCCUGAAUCAAUGUGUUCAACUGAAAUCUACCCCGUUUCCUGAUUUCUGGGUAAAAACUCGUAAAAUUUGUCUUGUGAAGAUGAGUUUGAUCUCUUGGAGCUCUUCAAAAGUCAAUGUCAGAUGCAAGAGUUCAUGUCAGAUGGAAAUAAAGCUGCUUCUGAGAGUUCAUAGGCUGAUGCUGUAUAAAUUCAGCUCUUAAGGUUGAAAAUGUUAGCCUUAAACUUCACCACACACUGGAUUACUCAUUACUAUACUUGAAAUACUUUUUUUCCUCUUUGUAUGGCAUAAAUGGAGAUAUGUACACUCUUUUUUUAGUUUUAUAUCUGUUUACAAGAUAUUGGUUCUAAGUGUUCAAUUUAUUCUUAUGUCUUCUGUUAUAAUGUGUACUAUUUUUAGAAGAAAUACAGUUGUCAGUGUUUGA
Prinia subflava (tawny-flanked prinia) is the source of this 4145-nucleotide messenger RNA. It is a transcript of the gene EDARADD, whose product is annotated as EDAR associated via death domain. Gene Ontology annotation, molecular function: protein binding. NCBI's taxonomy places the organism in Eukaryota, Metazoa, Chordata, Aves, Passeriformes, Cisticolidae. Gene Ontology annotation, biological process: signal transduction. The transcript has 6 exons. The record is from RefSeq and is a predicted model, not a curated record. The coding region runs from base 881 to 1669 and encodes 262 amino acids.